AUGCCUUCCCCAAAUAGCGACCCGCCACCCGUUGGCCCUCGGUUUCGGCCGUAUGCGAGCCCAAACCACCAUGUAACGAAAGGUCGUUAUAUCACUAGCAACGACCCUCGGGGUUAUAUCCCUGUGUAUGAGUACCCGCUCAAUGGGCAGUGGAUCAUGCUGGACAUGGACGAUGGUUACGUCCUGUGGACUGGAAUCUGGAAAGCACUUGGAAACAAUAAGGCUGACAUUGUGAAAAUUAUUGACUCUCAACCUGACCUUGCCUCUCAAUUGCGUCGGGUGCGCGGUGGGUAUUUGAAGAUACAAGGGACAUGGAUGCCCUACGAAACAGCGAUGCGCCUCGCACGUCGUGUCGCAUGGCCUAUUCGACACGACCUAGUGCCGCUCUUUGGGUAA
This is a messenger RNA of Postia placenta MAD-698-R-SB12, 396 nucleotides long. RefSeq lists its product as hypothetical. Gene Ontology annotation, molecular function: DNA binding; transcription regulator activity. Gene Ontology annotation, cellular component: SBF transcription complex; MBF transcription complex. The transcript is spliced from 5 exons. NCBI's taxonomy places the organism in Eukaryota, Fungi, Basidiomycota, Agaricomycetes, Polyporales, Adustoporiaceae. The coding region runs from base 1 to 396 and encodes 131 amino acids. The record is from RefSeq and is a predicted model, not a curated record.